Molecule: messenger RNA, 1376 nt
Organism: Capsaspora owczarzaki ATCC 30864
Lineage: Eukaryota; Filasterea; Ministeriida; Capsasporidae
Exons: 5
Coding region: 20-1291 (423 amino acids)
Biological process (GO): regulation of gene expression
Cellular component (GO): nucleus
Molecular function (GO): chromatin binding
Source: RefSeq, a predicted model, not a curated record
CAUUUGCGCACAGUGUUCAAUGCCAGCAGACGACUCGUCCCGUCCAUCUCGGUCCCGGUCCCGGUCUCCCCACCGCGCAUCCGCCUCGCCCUCUGAGCGAUCACGCCGACCACGAUCCUCCAGCCGCUCGCGGUCGGACCGGCGCUCCAGGUCCCCGUCUCGCUCCAGAUCGCCUGCUCCACGACAUCACAGCAGCAGCAGCAGCCAUCGUCGCCGCGGCCGCUCCCGCUCCCGAUCGCCGUCUGCUGCACGACGACGCAGCCGCUCACGGUCACAGUCCCGCUCGCCCAGCCGAGGUCGGUCUGGCGCUCCGUUCGACGAUAGACGGUCGUCGCAUCGACGCCGCUCCAACUCGCGUUCCCGCUCUCCGCCUGCCGCGCGAGGACCAGGACGGCCGUUCGAGCGUAGCAAUGGUCCUGGUCGACCGUUCGAGCGCGAUGCGUCGUCUGGUGGUCCGCGACCCCAUCGUGGUGGUGGAUCCAUCCUCGGAUCUGAGCAGCUCGAGCUGCGUCGCAAGCAACGAGAGGCAUUCGACAGUGUGGAUGCUGGCGUAUGGGCGCGUUCGCCAUCUCCUCCGCGUGUAAAGACCCGAAGAAACCGUACCCCGUCGCCACAUCGACCACUGCCGUCUGUCGGGCGAAUUGUCGUGGAAAGCGACAAGAAGCAUAAAAAGAGCAAGAAGCAUAGCCGGAAAUCGCGAAAGCAUCGUCGACGAAGCAGCAGCGGCUCCGAGUCAGACUCGGAUGCGCGUUCCGUUUCAGAUCAUAGCGAAGCUGAGGCUCUGCCAGACGAGCGGGCUGGUGCGAUUGACGCAGAUGCCACAUCCAAUGAGAUUGCUGCUGCUGCUGAGGCAGAGUCAGGGUUGCCAUCCGCUGCAGCAACCGCUGUAUCAGCCGAAGCAGGAAGAGUCAACGAAGACGAUGAUCAGGAUGUUGGCCCUGCGCCAUACGUCAUGCUCGACAAGCUAGUACCAUCAGGCUAUGGUAAAGCGCUGCUUCCUGGUGAAGGUGAAGGUAUGGCCGAGUUCAUCAAGGCAGACGCGCGUAUUCCACGUCGUGGUGAAAUUGGCUUGACUUCCGAGCAAAUCGAGGCGUUUGAAGACGUUGGCUUUGUGAUGAGUGGCAGUCGGCAUCGUCGUAUGGAAGCUGUGCGUAUGCGUAAGGAAAACCAAGUUUACAGUGCUGAAGAGCGACGAGCGUUGGCCAUGCUCAACUACGAGGAGCGAUCCAAACGCGAAAACAAGAUUUUGGCGGAUUUCCGCGACAUGGUCCGCAAGCACAAAGACGAGUAGCGACGGCUUUUGUUUUUCCAGUGUUGCUUUGUGUUUUUGCAUUCGGUGCGAGGCUGUAACAAUAUCAGUUGAUGCUUGAUCGAAA